CGCGGAGGAGGAGGCGGAGGAAGGCGGCGACCGAGCGACCGAACGAGCCGGGGCUCGCGGAGGAGCCGGUCGGCGCGAGAAGGAGGAGGGUGUGGCGGCCGAGGCGCAGCGACGGUGCCGGCUGGGUCGGGAAGAUGGCGGCGGCAGCGGCGGCGGCGGCGGCGGCGGCGGCGCCGCCUGUGAACCUGCGGCUGGGAGACUUAGUGUGGGGGAAGCUGGGGCGGUAUCCUCCUUGGCCAGGAAAGAUUGUUAAUCCACCUAAGGACCUGAAGAAACCACGUGGGAAGAAGUGCUUCUUUGUGAAGUUUUUUGGAACUGAAGACCAUGCUUGGAUUAAAGUAGAGCAGCUGAAACCUUACCAUGCCCACAAAGAAGAAAUGAUCAAAAUUAACAAAGGCAAGAGGUUCCAACAAGCUGUGGACGCAGUGGAAGAAUUCCUCAAGAAAGGAAAAGGCAAGGACCAGGCGCCUUCUCAUAACUCCGCUGAAGAGAAGAACCGGCGUAAUUCCAGCGAAGAGAGGGGGAAGCAGUCAGUGGGAGAGGAGAAACACAAAGCGGGGUUGUCAGAAAGGAAACCGAAAAAGCGAGCAUCUUCUGUGUCCUCUGAGAGAGGCUCGAAGUCCCCCCUGAAGAGAAUGUACAAGCAAAGCCCCCGGAAGCGAGGGCGCCCUCCCAAAGAUGAGAAGGACACGACAAUUCCUGAGUCAAGCACAGUCAAGAAAAUGAUGACUGGCACCAUGGCUGGCUUUAAGUGGCCACAGAGUGUAAGCGAGCCUGUGAAAGAUGGUGACCCUCAUUUCCACCACUUCCUGCUUAGCCAAACUGAAAAGCCAACAGUUUGCUAUCAGGCCAUCACAAAGAAGCUGAAGGUGUGUGAAGAGGAAACUGGGUCCACUUCUAUCCAGGCAGCAGACAGCACGGCUAUCAAUGGCAGCAUUACUCCUACAGACAAGAAGAUCGGAUUCCUUGGUCUUGGCCUGAUGGGCAGCGGCAUUGUCUCCAAUUUAAUAAAAAUGGGUCACACCGUCACGGUCUGGAAUCGGACAGCUGAGAAGUGUGAUUUGUUCAUCCAGGAGGGGGCACGGUUGGGAAGGACCCCCGCUGAAGUAGUCUCGACCUGCGACAUCACUUUUGCCUGCGUAUCUGACCCAAAAGCAGCCAAGGAUCUGGUACUUGGUCCCAGCGGAGUGCUCCAGGGCAUCCGUCCAGGGAAGUGCUACGUGGACAUGUCAACUGUGGAUGCAGACACUGUUACGGAAUUGGCUCAGGUGAUUGUCUCCAGAGGCGGUCGCUUCCUGGAAGCCCCAGUCUCAGGGAACCAACAGCUAUCCAACGAUGGGAUGCUGGUGAUAUUAGCGGCCGGAGACAGAGGCUUAUACGAAGACUGCAGCAGCUGUUUCCAGGCAAUGGGGAAGACUUCUUUCUUCCUAGGAGAAGUAGGCAAUGCUGCCAAGAUGAUGCUGAUCGUGAACAUGGUCCAAGGGAGCUUCAUGGCCACAAUAGCAGAGGGACUGACUUUGGCUCAGGUCACCGGUCAGUCCCAACAGACCCUUCUGGACAUCCUCAAUCAGGGACAGCUGGCUAGCAUCUUCCUGGAUCAGAAGUGCCAAAAUAUCCUGCAAGGAAACUUCAAACCCGAUUUCUACCUGAAAUACAUCCAGAAGGAUCUCAGAUUAGCCAUUGCACUAGGCGAUUCUGUUAAUCAUCCAACUCCCAUGGCAGCUGCAGCCAAUGAGGUCUACAAACGGGCAAAAGCGUUGGACCAGUCUGACAAUGACAUGUCUGCUGUGUACAGGGCCUACAUCCACUAGGCUACCUUCUUCUAAUUGUUAAUACUAUGAUUAAUUAUAAUGAUGAAUACUGGGUUUUAACUCUGGACCAGUCCAUCUUUCUUUCUCUCUCUCUCUCCUCUCCCCAUAUUCCCACCACCCAUUUUCUUUCUUUCUCUUGUUUUCCUUUUUAAUACAAAAAAAAAAAAAAAACAACUUUUUGAGAUCUGCCACAAGGACAGUUGCUACAGUACGCCUUCCUGUGCCAGCUAGCUGCAGCAGCAGUAGAAGAGAUUGGACCACAGAUCUCUUAACCACCCUUUGAGAGUCAUAGAAUGGAAUACCCCCCCCCCCUGCUUGGCUUUAAUCCCGGUUCUCAUUGUAUAUGCGUCCCUGGGCAUUUUAGGUUCUUUCCAGCUGCUAUAUAUAUAUAUAUAUAUAGGGUUCUCUUGAGCAGUCAGGACAGUUGUCCCUUUACCUGGGUGGUUUUGACAAUUGGGGUGGGAUUCUGGCACACCUGUGUUCUUUUUCCUUGGAGAAAAAGAUUAGAACAAAUGGUGUGUUUGUGCAUGUGGGGGUAAAUUAAUGUAGUUCCCUAACAGAAGAAGAGGUGUUUGCAUCCAAGCCUUCUCCAUGGAAACAGCUUUUGUAAAUGAGAGAACCUGUCUUUUACUUAAUUCCAGUUCAAAAUGAGCCUCUGACAUGCAGGGUGUCUCUACAGGCUCUUAAUUGCUAAAUGGUUUAUCCAUUCUUGAAUGUAUCUGUAAAAAGAUUGGACCAGCCUGCGAUUCACAGAAUGGGCAUUUACAAAAAAAAAAGAAGGUGGAACUUUAGAGUCUUCCUUCAGGUUCAUCUUGGAGAAUUGGCACCCUGAAUGUUUGCAUCUUUGCUCCUCUAAUAUUCGCAAGGAUGAUUUGGGUCUUGAGUGUUGCCCGAUAAUCAGAAAAACAAAUAAUUCGAUGCAAAAAUUGAUUUCCAUGUUUUUCUUUCUGAAAAGCUAAAGAUACUCAAUAACGUGAAGUAGAAAUCCUGCUUGCAAGUAAUGUAAUGAAAGACUCAGCAAGCUAUGGACUGAUAACAGCUUAAUUCUUUACUGAAAUGACAAAGUAGUCUUAAAAUCCAGGAAUGUACCAGCAUAUUCUAACAAAAUUGUGACUUUUUUUUCAGUCUCAAAACUCAGUAUUAAUCUUGAGAGAAAGCCCCUUGGCUCAAAGCUUGGAAUGCAUACAUCAGAAAGGGUUGGAAACAAUUCUGGGUUCAUGCAGAGACUUUCACACUUGUAGAAACAGAGCUCAAAAACUCAGCACUCAGAUACCUAGUCUGCUUAAUUGUGCAUUUUAGAUUGAUGAACUUCUCUUGCCAGUAUUUAAACUUCCAAAAUGCAAAUGUGACAUCCAUCUCUUUGAACCUUGGGUUGAUCUCCAAGCUAUGUGGAUAUGCUGGCUCAUUCUGAGUGAAGGUGCAGAAGACUCAGAGUUUUAGGUGAUAUAUUAAAAUUUUAAUUGAUAUAUUAAAAGAGUAGACUUGAUCCUAGUCUGCUCUUGCUACAGCACAUAUUUCUUAUGUAGUUUUUUUCCUUCUGUGGUACAGACAAUCCACCGUUUAAAAAAGACAUUGGUUUUUGUCCCUGUCCAGGGGUUUUUUCAUAGGUCCCAAGAGCUACCUGCUUGUUUUUUCCCCACAGUGAAGUGUAUCCUGUUACUGGAAAUGGAACUCCUUAUGAGUAAGUGAAGCUUUUAAGGACAACUAGUACUUGUUAGGAAGAGCAGAUGGGUCUGGGGGAAGAUGAUCUCAUUCAAGAUGGUUGUUCUUAAUGCAGUAAAUUACACCAGGAAGCCACUGUUCCAAAGACCUUCUAAAGCAGAGAUUCCAGCCUUGGCUACUUUAAGACCAAUGGACUUCAGCUACCAGAAUUCCCCAGCCAGCAUUGUUAGGGAACUGAAUUCUCGGAGUUGAGGUCCAUCGGUCUUAAAAGUUGGACACCUGUUCUAAAGAUUGUCAGGAAGAGGACAGGGAGAUCCUUCUGAUAUUUUGUGAGAACCUUGCAGAACUUGAACAGAAAUAGUUCCCAGAAUAUUUUGUUUUGCCUCCCUAGCAAAAAUUUAAAAAUCCAAAUGGAACUAGGAGUGUGCAACUACAGCGUAAGAGAACUGCAGCGUCUUCCAUUCAAUCUCUCUCUCUCUCUUGUGGUUUCUCUGUCAGGGAGAGGAAAUAUCUACUGAAGGGGUGUGGUCCUUUCUACAGUACUGCAGAGUUAGUGAUGGGGGGGGGGGGGGGGACAACAGCUCAAAACGCUAACAAGAGCUUGUAACUGCUGGCUCAUCUCAUGCCUUUUGAGAAGCACACCCUUGGUUUUUGUUUUUUUUUUGUUUUUUUUUGUUUGCAGCCAAACAGUAGUUUAUGUAAACUGGGUUUUGUGGCAUCCAAUUUUAUGGGUUAAAGCAUCCAUUAGUCUACCAGUUUUAUAUUUGCAAUAUAUUUGCUGGUUUUAAGGUGCCAUGGGACUCCUUUCCUACUCAGCCUUUCUGUUCUAAGAGCCAGCUUUGAUCAAUUCUCAGUUGGGGUGUCCUUAAAGUCGAACUGGCACAGUGGCGCAGGAGGGGAAGCGUUUGUUACAAGAGAAUACGAUGGAACUGGCUUAGUCAUUGUUGUCUUAAUAUUGUUGACAAUACUGUAAAGUUUCUUUUUUUUAAAAAAAAAUGGGAUUUCUGUUUUAGCAGUUGCUUUUUUGUUGUUGUUCCCUCCUUUUUCAAGAUAAAAAGAUAUUUACACUUGUGGAGAGCUUGUAAGAAAAAAGCUGUUUCUUUUGAUUCCUUCUCCUUUGAUGAAUGAUCUAUAGGUAAUUAAGGUUGUGAAUUUUUUAUUUUUAUUUUUGCCUUGUUUUUAAUUAAUGUUUUGUCAUUCAGAUAGGAUGUGUGGUGAUGAUUAAAUGGCAAACACAGACAAAAUGAUUUUUUUCUUGUGCAAUUAACAAAGCUACUGGCAAAAGAAAAUAAAAUUUUUCUUGGUAACACA
This is a messenger RNA of Notechis scutatus (mainland tiger snake), 4784 nucleotides long. RefSeq names its product glyoxylate reductase 1 homolog (gene GLYR1). Gene Ontology annotation, biological process: transcription elongation-coupled chromatin remodeling. Gene Ontology annotation, molecular function: NAD binding; DNA binding; nucleosome binding. Gene Ontology annotation, cellular component: chromatin. The record is from RefSeq and is a predicted model, not a curated record. NCBI's taxonomy places the organism in Eukaryota, Metazoa, Chordata, Lepidosauria, Squamata, Elapidae.